Messenger RNA from Paramecium sonneborni, 2370 nucleotides. The record is from the annotation of a GenBank genome assembly. Lineage: Eukaryota; Ciliophora; Oligohymenophorea; Peniculida; Parameciidae.
AUGUAAUAAUACUAUUGUUAACUGCAUUAGUUAAUCUUUACUUAAGUUUGCCUUCAAUAGGAAUGCACAAAAAAAGGACCAUUAUGUGAUAAAUGUCUUGAUACUCAUAAAACUCAUAUUGUAAAAAAUUUAGAAACUUAUAUGAAUGACUAUUCAAAAUAUUUAAAUAUGGAGUAUCAAGCCUAAAUAUUAUAAAAAUUAGAAUAAAUGAAAUAAUACUUUCAUGAUAAAAUUUCUUAAUUACAAAUAGAUGUAAAUUUUAUUGAUGAAAAAAGGAAAAAAGAAUUAUUGAAAUAAUUAAAAUAAGAAAAAAUGAGUAAUCAAUAAUAUGAAUCAAAAGUAAUUGAAUUAAUUCAAAGAGAUUAAUUAAAAGAUCGUGAAUAUUUAGAAUAAUUCUUUGAGCAAAUAGUUGAGAUUGAGAAGGAUAUAAAAUCCUAAUUUUCAUAAUUACCUAAAAAGCUUGUACAAGUUUAACAUCAUCAUUAACCUUCACAUUAAUCGUAGUAAAUAAUAAAUAAUAAAUCUAAUCUUUCAAGUGAAGUAAGAGAAUUAUCCCCUUAAUUAUCAAAUAGAUCAAAUAAAUCUAAAGAACCAAUAUUUCAAUAAAAAUAAUCUAGCCAAUCUCCUCUUUCUAAAUAGUUACUUUAAAGAGAUUUGAUGCCAGUUGGUUCAUUUAAUAAUUCUAAGUUAAAAAAUUAUUUCACUGAAUUAGAUUCUUAAAUUUCUCCUUAAAAUUCAUUCAAAAUUACAAAGCCUUUUGAUAUUGAUAAACCAUCAAAUAAGCAUAGUAGAAUAGAUGCAGAAAGAUCAAAAAUAAAAUCACAAAAUACUUCAUAUGAUUAAUCAAAGUAUCUUGAACCAUCAAAAAAUACUUAAUAAUCUUAAGUUAUAGAAGUUCCUUUAACUAAAUACUAAUAUGAGAAAUCAUAAAAGAUAGAUUAAUCAUAAAAACAAAAUUAAACUCAAUUUAUUCCAUAAGAACAGCCACAUUAAUAAAUGACUAGUUAUUUUACAAACCCAUUAACCUUAACUCCAAAUGAAAAUAUUUCAUUUUUUUAAAAAUAACCUUCAAAUACGAAAACUCAAUCUUUUAUUAAGACAGAAAAAUAAACAUAAUCAAGUUCUAAUUAAUAAUAAACUGAGUUACAUUAAUAAUUUUACAAAAGUUAAACAAAUCUUCCCUAAAAUUUUGAUUUUGAUUAAAAAGUUUAAAAUUCAUAGCUUUAAGAAGUUCAAUAAUUUCAAACACCCUAAUAAAGUACAAUUCUUAGAGAAUAGGAAACAAACAAUUUUUAAAAUGGUAUGAAAUUGUCAACCUAAUCUGCAAUAUCAGGAAUAUAUAAUGAAAAUAAAUCUUAAUAGGAUAUAUCUUUCAUUAGUUCAAAGUAAACAAUUUUUAUAAUUUUAGGUCAAUGGUUUCUCCAUAAAUUAAAAUAACCUAAAAUUUGCCAAAUCCAUUACAAAUUGAAAAAGACUUGACUUUAAAGGCUCAUGAUAAAAGUGUUAAAGAUUUAUGUUUUAUGGAUGAUGAUAAAAUAAUUACAUGUUCUAAAGAUUGGAGCAUAAAAAUUUGGGAUAAGUAUAGUUAUGAAUUUAUUAGAAAGGAGAACUAAAUAAUUAAAAAUGGAGUUGAAAGAUCACACAGAUUAAAUACUUUGCAUAGCAUUUUCUUAAAAAAGAAUUAUAGCUAGUGGAUCAGUUGAUAAAACAGUUAGAAUAUGGAAACCUGCUCCUUCUUGGAAAAUUUCAUUUGUUUGUUAAGGACAUUAAGAAAGAAUAAGAUGUGUAGAAUUUGUGGGAAAUUUUAUUGUUUCUGGGUCAGAUGAUACAACUUUAAAAUUGUGGGAUUUUGAUGGUUAAUUAUAACAUUCUUUUAAAACAAAUGGAAGAGUAAGUGCAAUAGCACCAGAUAAAAACUUUAUUAUUGUCGGAAGUGGUAAAAACAUUAUGGUAUUUGAUACAAAAACUAAAAAUAAAUAAUAAGAUAUUGUAGGUCAUAAGAAUUUGAUUCUGUGUUUAUUAUUAUGCAAUUAAACACAAUAGAAUGAUUAAAUAUUAUUAAGUGGAUCUAAGGAUCAUUUUAUCAAAAUAUGGUCUUAUCCUAAGAUUUAAGAGAUUAGAACUUUAGAAGAUGAUUAUUCAAUUCAUUCUCUGUUUUUUGAUCGUUCUUCUUAAUACCUAUUUGCUGGAUUAAUGGGCUUCGAAUAAGAAGGUAAGAUUUCUAUUUGGAAAUUGGAUAAUCAACCAAAAAAAAUGUAAGAAAUAAUUUCUAAUCCAUAUGGAUGCAAUAAAGUAUUGUUUGAUGGAAUAUAUCUCUAUAGUGCGCAUGAAAAUAAAAGAAUGGAAAUUUAUGCUAUUAAAAAACUUUGA